Molecule: messenger RNA, 944 nt
Organism: Suillus bovinus
Lineage: Eukaryota; Fungi; Basidiomycota; Agaricomycetes; Boletales; Suillaceae
Exons: 4
Coding region: 28-681 (217 amino acids)
Biological process (GO): termination of RNA polymerase II transcription; regulation of transcription by RNA polymerase II
Cellular component (GO): core mediator complex; mediator complex
Molecular function (GO): transcription coregulator activity
Source: RefSeq, a predicted model, not a curated record
CACAUCCUGACAAAGUCUUGACUUCCAAUGUCUAUGUUCGCAAACACACAGACGCAUGCGCAUGCCUACGAAGUCGCUCUUUUCGGUGAAUUUUUCGCUCGGGAUCUCAAGGCGAUUCUCAAUCGCCUGACACUGCACACGGAGUCCGCAGCGCCCAUGCACACCCGUGAAAUUUUAUUCGAACAGUUCGGAGUUCAGUCGCAAGUACAAGGAGAUGAGCCAGCGUUGCUAAGAGCAAAAAAAGAACUAGGAGAUGGGACAGAAAGUGGAUGGACACUUUUUUCAUACCUCAAGCCGGAAUCUGUACGCGUUCAUCCCGAGGCUACUGUCAGACCGUGGGCUACUUGCGAAGUGAUUGGAGAUGCCCUUAGUUUCGCUUCGGCACUGGGAUAUGUACAACGAUCACAAAUCUACAAACGUGGAUAUGCAUUCCGAAGAGGAGCUCUGAUAAUACAGAUGUUCCAGCAAGAGCAGGUCGACCCAAAGACUUCCCUCCCUAUACCAGCACAUACUGACACGCUUUGGGAAGUCGAGGUCAAAACUGCUACUCAAGUUAAUACAUCCGCACAAGCAUCUAGCGGGCAUGUGCAAGUGAGCACAGUCCGUGCAGCUAUUGAUGCUGUUCUCGAAGUUCAGCUGAUCAUGAAAGGACUGCUGGACCUCCGGCGACAGGAUUUGUAAAUUAUUACUCAAGCGCACGGUUGGUCAUGCUUUGUUGUCUGCUUACACUGAAUCAGAUAUGGUUGCCUGCUGAGGGCCGCCCUACUCUGUGCCACGUUCUUGUUCUCAAACCAUAUCACUACACUCGACUUCUUAUUGAGUACGAUGUAAAACCAUGAUGUGAACUGGACCUUGUAAUCCAGGGUGAUUUAUUGGCUGGCUUGAAUCAAACCAUUUGAGCCAACACGAUACUGCACAAAGUCAAAGCGAAUUGUAGGAGUAAA